AUGGGCCCGGUCAACGACACCACCAGCAUCGCCGUGAGCAGGCCUGAUGCCGCGAACGGCCACGACCAAGCGCCCAUGGUGGAGGCUCAGCAUCUCGAGGCGGGCAGACCAACACAGAUGCUAAAUCCAGCUGCCACAGAUGAUUCCGAUGCCCACCAGUUCGAUGAUCAGGCACAACGGUUGCCUUUCGCUCGGAUGACGGCUGCUUACAUCUGUCUGUGUUUUUGUUACUUCAUCUCCUACCUCGACAUGAAUUCCAUAACGACGUCGACAGCAGUCAUAUCGGAUGCCUUGGAGGCCGGCCCGUCCAUUACCUGGGUUGGCACUGCGUACCUCCUUGGUCAAACUUCUUGCCAGCCCCUCUACGGUCGGGUUUCUGACAUCGUCGGCCGCAAACCCGUGCUCCUGUUUUCCGUCGGGUGCAUCGCGUUCGGAGGUCUGUUGGGUGGAUUCGCGCAGAACCCGCAGUGGCUCUACCUGUGCCGUGCCAUCAGCGGCACCGGCAGCGGCGGCAUCAGUUCUUCAGUUGCCAUAAUUGUCAGCGACCUGGUCAGCCUUAAAUCGCGAGGGAAAUACCAGGGCUUGAUAAGCCUUGCCAUCGGCAUCGGAGCAUCCACAGGACCAUUCGUGGCUGCGGGAUUGCUAGCAACGGGGCCAGAUGGCUGGAGGUGGGCGUUUAGGGUACCCUCUAUCGGAGCCGCGGGAUGUUGCUGUCUCCUUAUUUUCUUUCUACCCCAGAAGCCAGUCUAUGGAGACUGGAGGGCAAAGGUCAGCAAGGUCGACUGGCUAGGUGUCGUGACCUCUGUCGCUGGCCUUGUUCUAUUGCUGAUACCAAUAAAUUCGGGUGGGAGCCUUUGGUCCUGGACCAACGUCAAAACCAUCUCGACGAUUACCGUGGGCGCCGUUUUGCUCAUCACAUUUGUCGCUGUUGAGGCGUACAUGGCCAGAACCCCCAUUAUUCCACUCCAGCUCUUUCGCAGGAGGUCGCCAGCCAUCUUGUUCAUCACUGGAAUACUUUACGAUUUUGUGUGGCAAACAACACAAUACUUUGUUCCGCUCUAUUUCCAGACGGUUCGUGGAUAUACGCCGCUGCAGAGCGCCACUCUCAUCUUGCCGUUCCUCCUGGCCCAGGGUCUGGCUGGUGCUGCUUCCGGGCCUGUCAUGGCCAGACUCGCUAGAUACACAAACGUUUUGCGCAUAGGCUUCCUCCUCUGGACACUGGGUGCCGGCCUCAAGCUUCUUUUCAACCAGGGAACAUCCACCGCCGUGUGUGCGGUGGUCUUGGCCAUCGAGGGAGCAGGGGUAGGUUGGGUUCACCAGCCAGGCCUCGUGGCACAACAAGCGAACUCCAGAGACCAAGACCGCGCUGUUGUGACGAGCACCCGCAACGUUCUCCGCUCGCUAGGCGGCGUGCUUGGUGUUGCAGUAUCGACCGCUGCCUACUAUGCCGUCCUAGAUAGAAAUCUACGGGGUAAGGUUCCUGACUCGUUGCGGACACAAGUUCUCAGCGGCACGUGGCGCCUCGGCGACAGGACUACGGAAGUUUACCAGCCAGCAAUAUUGGACGCACGAAUGAACGGGUUCAAAUUCGUCUUUGCCAUUUCGGUACCACUCAUGGCGCUUUGUCUGCUGGCCGUCUUCUUUGUCGAUGACCUGGAGCUGCAGGGCGAUGCGAAACCCGAACCCCAGCCUGGCACCCAACCCGAACCCCAACCGGAUGCCCCGCAGCACCGGGAAAAGGUUCAAGCAUGA
Anthostomella pinea is the source of this 1752-nucleotide messenger RNA. The record is from the annotation of a GenBank genome assembly. Lineage: Eukaryota; Fungi; Ascomycota; Sordariomycetes; Xylariales; Xylariaceae.